UGUAAAGGGACUGUAUAAUUGACGCGCAUGCUUUUAUUGUGAGCUUUAAUUCCUGUGGCGCUGUCGUAGAGACGUAGAGACGUUGAGGCAGAAAGAUGUUGCCGAUGUCGUGCUGGUCAAGGGUGGGUGUGUGCAUGGUCCUGUUGUGGUCAUUCGUGGCUCGGACAAAAGGUGUGGGUGUCGUCAUAGGUCCAGUCAACUGCCCACAACACCCGGCCGCCACCCGGCACUUCUACGACUCCACCACCAACAAGUGCUACCACUUCUUCGACGUAGACGACACCCUGGAGGAGGCUGUCAGUCGAUGUGAGGCGGAAGACACAAGAGUUGUCGAACUUGGGACAAAAGAAGAACAGAACUGGCUUGUUCGGGAAGUCUGUGGCAUUCGAGGGAUGGGCUGCCGUCCUCUCAUCCUAUGGAUUGGCCUGGUCCGAGAAUCCCCCGACACCUGGAACUGGUUCUACAAGAGCAACCGAUGGCUUGUGGUCUCGCCUCGAUGGAUACAUUCGCCUCUUUCCUCUUCUCCCGGAUACACGCGAGCAGUCACGGACCGUGACGGAAAGUGGCGAGCCGUGACGAGUGGACAAAAAGCCAAAGUUGUGUGUGAAGAAGUAACAGCAGGGGAUAUGCCGCCAACAUCACCUCCACCUCCCCCAACACCGCCUGCAACAUCGCCGCCCCCAACACAGCCCGCAACAUCGCCGCAAAAAAACAUGAAAACACCGAGCGCAUGCGCAAAAGUUGGGCGCGAAGCAGACGACAUCGCCAUCACGAACUUUGAGCAACUGUCCUCCAGCGUGCUGGUCGUUGAGAUGAACGUGACAAGAAGGAAAUCAAGGCUGGCGUGUGCUGUGGCCUGCUCCAGGAAACAACGUUGUGUGAUGUUCAAGAAGCAGCCGGGCAGUCGAGAGUCGUGUUACACGUACAGUCUGUCCAACACCGGGUCUCCUGCGGACUGUGCGGGCAGCCCGCCACCAUGUUACUGGAAGUCCUGCUGGCGUCCGGAGCUGUGACGCCCGUGUCAUCUCACUGGACCAUAUAUCAUGUACAACCCGUCCUGCUGGUGUCCGGAGCUGUGACGCCCGUGUCAUCUCAGGUCACGUACUACCUGUCCUGUUGGCGUCUGGAGCUGUGACGCCCGUGUCAUCUCACUGGACCAUAUAUCAUGUACAACCCGUCCUGCUGGUGUCCUGAGCUGUGACGCCCGUGUCAUCUCACUGGACCAUAUAUAAUGUACUACCUGUCCUGUUGGCGUCCGGAGUUGUGACGCCCGUGUCAUCUCAGGUCACGUACUACCUGUCCUGCUGGCGCCCGGAGUGUCCAGCUGGUAGACUGAAUGUGACAUUGCUGAAAUGACUAGCCGAUAGUAUUCAAUAUUUACCAGGAAUAUUUACAUCAUCAUUUAAAUUUACAAUAAAUUAGAGCUGACAUGUUGAUCUGUGACGCCCUUGUCAUCUCAUUACACUAUAUAUCGUGGCAUGUAGUACCUGUCCUUGGGUGGUGGGAUAACCAAACGUUCGGUGGUCACCCGGGACCGAUUCCCGACAUGGGUACAAUGUGCGAAGCUCAUUUCUGGUGUCCCCCGCAGUGGUGUUGCUGGAAUAUUGCUAAAAGCGGCGUAAAACCAUACUCGCUCACCCACUUCCUGGCCGAGAUCAUGUCAGAUGAUUUGUACCUGGUCACCUUCAAAUGGAAUGAACUCUACCACUGCUCAGCACAGAUUGGAACAAGU
Messenger RNA from Haliotis rufescens (red abalone), 1732 nucleotides. RefSeq lists its product as uncharacterized. Lineage: Eukaryota; Metazoa; Mollusca; Gastropoda; Lepetellida; Haliotidae. Bases 96 to 1013 code for a protein of 305 amino acids. The record is from RefSeq and is a predicted model, not a curated record. The transcript is spliced from 4 exons.